Messenger RNA from Daktulosphaira vitifoliae (grape phylloxera), 1573 nucleotides. RefSeq lists its product as uncharacterized. The coding region runs from base 320 to 1387 and encodes 355 amino acids. The record is from RefSeq and is a predicted model, not a curated record. The transcript is spliced from 2 exons. Lineage: Eukaryota; Metazoa; Arthropoda; Insecta; Hemiptera; Phylloxeridae. Gene Ontology annotation, molecular function: catalytic activity.
UACGGGCCUAACAACCCCGCGGACCCUAGUUAUUUCAGUGGGGGUGGCAACACGUACCACUGCUCUUAGCCGGUCAUGACUUUGAUUAGUUGGGACCGGUAGGCCUGGGCAUACCUGCUUGCUAACAGCGAAUAGGCCCUCCUAACCCAGCCAUACCAAGUGAAAGGGUUGCUAACUUGUCACAGGGUAGUUAGCCGAAAGGUAAAGUGACCAUUGGGAUCCUCUAUGGCACCUGGCGCACCAUAGAGUAUACAGCCUUAUCACAGUAUCGAGCUCUGCUGUGACGGACCUUUAUUUCUCGACUUCUCGUGGGAACUAUAUGGAUAAAAACAUAGAAAAACCACAAAACAACGAACUUGUGACGAUCAGGGAUCCUACGGACAACCUGUCGGAACAAGAGCGUGAACUAGCGAUUCUUCGCAAAAGAAUCGCUGUACUGGAAGGUCUCAAUGCCAACAACGGGACUCUUGGUGAACCGUCUACUAGCAAAGAGACAGCAACGUCAACUAAUGCAGACCAGGAGUCGCAAGAUCAACUGGGAGCAGUAGCUGACAAAAUCGAGGAUCUAAAACGUAGACCCUCGGACAAUAGAAUUCAAUUCACUCAGAUAAACCUGCAUCACAGUAAGGGGGCCAGUAGCGUGUUACUAAGGACCCUAACUGAGAGGCAUACAACACCCUUACAAAUAGCACUUAUUCAGGAACCAUGGAUAAAUGGGGACCAGAUUAAGGGGCUAAAUCUAAGGAAUUUUAAACUGUUUCAUAAACAAGCAGAUAAACCAAGAACUUGCAUUUUGGUUAAUAAUAGAGUUAAAGCCAGCCUGAUACUUAAUCUAUCAAGUGCAGACUUGACUAUUAUUAGAGUAACACUAAAUGAUGGUAAAAACAUUAUAGUAGCUUCAGGAUACUUACCAUAUGAGGUCACAGACCCAGGUAGGGACCUAACUAUGCUCUUUAAUUAUUGCAAAAAUGAAAAAUUAGAACUAAUCCUAGGUAUGGAUGCUAAUGCACACCACACUAUUUGGGGGAGCAGUAACAUCAACCAAAGAGGAGAGGUUAUAAUGGAUCUAUUGCUGACUACAGACCUAAGUAUACUGAACAGAGGUAGUGAACCUACUUUUGUUAUCAGGAACAGGCAGGAAGUCAUUGAUCUAACAGUUUGUUCAAAAGGGUUACUUCAAAAGAUAAAAGGGUGGAAAGUGUCCUCCGAACCUUCUCUUUCUGAUCAUAGGCACUUACGAUUCACUUUGGAAAUUAACAAAGUUGAGACGGAGUACUAUAGGAACCCGAAAAGAACAAACUGGGACAAAUACAGGGCAGAUCUCUCUCGUGACCUGAUUAACCUACAGUUUAGAUUGGGGUCGAGACAGAUACUGAAAGGGCUGUAAAUAUGCUACAGGACUCCAUUGUCUCAGCUUACAAAGAAAACUGUCCUUUAAUAGAAAGGAAAGGUACAGGGCAGGGUGUAGCUUGGUGGAAUGCUAACCUGUCUAAAUUAAGAAAGAGUUCACGUAAGCUCUUAAAUAAAGCAAUGAAAUCAGGUUAGGAACAACACUGGGAAUCUUAUAAGGACG